AUGCCCAACGCGCACCAAAUUACUGAUUCUUUUAAAAAUCGGUUAGUAGAUUUCGCCAUUGGAUGCAGCAAAAAGCAAGAUUCACAAGUUCAUCUUCUGGAUGCUUUUCAGUACAUCUACUUCCCGUUGGAGCGCCCUGGCCGAUCACAGCCACCACCGCAGGCCGUUCAACGCCACCUCCGCAGGCGGUUCAUCGCAAAAACAGCGACCUGGAUCCCGCUGGUUCCCACCAGCAACGCCCGUUCGAGCACGUCGUCACUCUCCUGCUGCAGCGUGGCUCAGCUACUGCACUUGGUGGAGGGGCGAUUCGGCCAUGGAGUUGGAGGCGGAAGUGAGCCUGUUCGCGGCGGCGACCUCCGGUUCCCCGGUCCCCGGCGGCGUGGCUCAUCGGCCAGGCGGCUGGGCCUCAAGAACAGCAUCCAGACCAACUUCGGCGACGACUACGUCUUCCAGAUUGCUUCUUGCCAGGAGAUCUCAACGCUCGCAGUGUCCCUGUCAACAAACGCACUCAAGUUCUAUGCUCCAGCAACUGGACAGUAUUUGGGGGAAUGCACAGGCCAUACGGGGAGUAUCCAUGAGAUUGCCUUUUCAGCUCC
Messenger RNA from Triticum aestivum (bread wheat), 596 nucleotides. RefSeq names its product WD repeat-containing protein GTS1. The record is from RefSeq and is a predicted model, not a curated record. Gene Ontology annotation, molecular function: protein binding. Lineage: Eukaryota; Viridiplantae; Streptophyta; Magnoliopsida; Poales; Poaceae.